AUGAAGACGUUAAUAUCGGCGGAUGAUUUGGCAAAGGAUGUAGCUGGUGCUGAAGCCCAAGUAGAACGACAUGAGGAAUACACCGCUGAGAUAAAUUCUCGAGCCGACAGUUUCAAUACAUGCAUGCAAGAAGGUCAGGCAUUACUAAGUGUUGGCCUUCCCUGUAAUGGAGACAUAGCUGCUAAACUUUCCACCCUUGAAAGAGAGAGAGCCUCCCUGAUGCAGUUGUGUGAGGAAAGACGUGAACAGCUAGAACAGUGUAUGGGCCUUCAGUAUUUUUACCGCGACGCUGAACAGUCGGAAUCUUGGAUUGGUAAGCAAGAGGCCCUCUUAGAAAUAAAAGAUGUGGGAGACUCACUCGAUUCUGUCGAAGCACUCAUAAGGAAACAUGAAGACUUCGAAAAGUCGCUUCUAGCACAAGAAGAAAAGAUGCGACGACUUGAUGAAUUCGCUGCAAAAUCAAUCGAAUCAAACCACUAUGCGGCUGCACAGGUUCAUGAGAUUCAGAAAGGUCUUCAAAAUAGACGAAAUGCAUUAAAGGAGAAAGCUCAGAACCGCCGUCAGCGUCUUCAAGAUUCCCACCAUUACCAAAUGUUCGAUAGAGAUGCAGACGAAAUGCAGUCAUGGAUAUCAGGAAGACUUAAAAAUGCACUUGAUGAAAGUUACAAAGACUCCACGAAUUUGCAAACAAAGGUGCAGAAGCAUCAGAGUUUUGAGGUAGAAAUACAAGCGAACCAAUCCCGCGUUGAAGAUAUUAAAAAGACAGGUCAGGAUUUGUUAAAUGCAAACCACUACAACUCGCCAGAAAUAAAAGUAAAGAUUGAACAGUUGGAUGAAACUUGGUCUCAUCUCGUAAAUGCCAUGGGAGACAAGAAGAAAAAUUUAGAUCAAGCAAGUAGGCAACAACAGUUCGCUCGCAACUUGGAUGUCGAGUUAUGGUCGAAUGAUGUUGAAGCUCAGAUAGCCUCAGAGGAUGUCGGUCAUGAUCUAACCGGUGUGAUGAACGUACAAAAGCGACACAACUUGCUUGAAUUUGAUGUAGUUACUCAUCGUGAACGUAUAGAUACAUUCGAAGUCCAGGCUGACACGCUUGCUGCAGAAAGUCAUUUCGACGCUCCUAUUAUCCAAGAAGAACAAAGACAGUUAGCCCAACGUUACCAUGACCUGCAAAUCCCUCUAAGUCAACGUCGUGAGAAGUUAAGAGAUUCCCUUCCCUCAGACACAUCUUUGCAGCUUGAAUAUGGUGACUAUAGUGAGCUGAUGAAGUUACUAGUCGAUUGUUGUAAAGAUUUUAAAGCACAUUCGCUUAACCAAAUUGAAUCAGAAAUGUGUCAUCAGUAUGCUGAAAGCUUCACUACUAGCUCAGUAGCCACUCACAAAGAUGCCUUCAGGUUAUGGGUUAAAGAUAAGAACCCUGUUGUUGAAAAGUAUAUUGGGUUUAUAGAGUCAUACCGUGAUCCCUUUGGUGUUCGUGCAAGGUUUGAAUCAUUUGUCGCUGUUGUAAAUAGAUCAGUGUCUAAAAGAUUCCAACGACUUGUGAAUAAUGCUGAAAGGUUGUUAACAAGUUUACCAUGGCCUUCUACGUUUGAAAAAGUUAAUUUCUUACAGCCAGACUUUACUAGUUUAGAUGUAGUGACGUUUGCAAAUGCUGGAAUUCCUGUUGGAACUAAUGUUCCUAACUAUGAUGAUGUACGACAAGUUGAUGGAUUUAAAAAUGUUUCUUUGGAUGAUGUACUUAGUGUUCGUUUCAACGGUCCCAAAACAGAAUUUCUACGUAAUGAAGACAAACAGAUGUACGUGGAACGUGCUGAAAGUUCCUUUGAAUUACAAGUUGAACUUCAUGAACUGAUGGGAUAUAGUUCUGGUAAACUGUUUCGGCGUGCUUGUUAUGGAAAACGAAAUUUCCACACGAAAGCUACUGAAUAUGUCAUAAAUGCAUAUCCUGUAAAAGGUUGGUGUGAAGCAGGAGAAACGUAUGACAGCAAGUUUUCAAACCUUUCAUCUGCAAUAGACAAGUGUCAAGCCGAGUGCGUUGGAAUUUAUUUAUCUAAUUUACCUCUUGUUCUUGAGCAGUUCGGUCUGAAUACCAACUGUGCUCUAGGCAAUGUCUCAGAUGUAGUCUAUAUUAAUUGGUUGUCAAUGUCUCCUUCAGCUGUAACUUCCAUGGAGUUUUAUUCUGCAGGAGAAAAUGCUGAUGACAUUGGAUCAUGGCGUCAAGCACAUUAUUGUGCUCGUUAUGCGAUUCUGCGAGUUUUGAUUGAAGCUGACGAUUCUAUGGGACGUACGCAUAAAGUAGUCGGUGAGGACGAUGCAUCUGAUUUGUGUAUUUCCUUAGCUCCAAAAAGGCCCUUAACUGCGGCUCGUUCAGCAAUUGGUGAAUUCUUACGAAAAUUACAAUAUUACAAAGGUAAAGCGAAUGCUAUGUAUGGAUAUGCUUUCUCCCAACACUAUAGUCAACUACUUCCAGAAUAUUUGACUGAUUUGCUCUGGCAUAAAUGGCUACGUGGAUAUCUUCUGAUGCUGCAAACAAGAUCUAGGUGGUUGGAUAUAAAGCACAACCUACAACCUGAUGAUCUCGUCUUGGUUAACAGUGCUGACACACAGAGAGGUCUCUGGCGAAAGGCUAUAGUUAAGCAGAUGUACUAUGACCAAGAUGGCCACGUCAGGACACUGUGUUUGAAAACUUCAACUCAAGAAGUGGAACAAGAUAUAAGAAGCGUACGAAAGGUCAACGUGGUGGUCGUUCGCGGGGAGUGUUAA
Molecule: messenger RNA, 2760 nt
Organism: Trichobilharzia szidati
Lineage: Eukaryota; Metazoa; Platyhelminthes; Trematoda; Strigeidida; Schistosomatidae
Source: the annotation of a GenBank genome assembly